GUCUCGUGCACCGCCGCACCACGGCGUAGACGGCGGCGGCUGCAACGAACUAACCAGCGAGCGAGAGAGCAAGCGGGCGGCGGCGGCGGCGGCGGAGGAGGAGGAGAUGCCGGGAAAGGGGCAGCGGCGGAGGGAGAAGAACUUCCAGGCGGCGCACGGUGGGGACACGCGCCUGCCCCCGCCGCCGAAGCACCGGGAGCUCGAGGCCAUCCCGUCCAAACUCCGCCGCCUCAUCGCCUUCCAGAACAAGCACAACGCCAACGCUGACGCGUCCUCAGGAGGUGCUGCCGGGAAGCAAGACGGUGGGUUAAGGAAGAAUAGGCCGGCAACAGAAAGGACCCCAACAGAAAAGGCAAAGGACAAGAAAAUUAAGAAGCAGAUAUUGGAGGCUCCUGCUGAUAGCAAAGCAUCAGAGAUUAAAGGCAGUGAAGAUGGUUCAGCUGCCAAUGAGAACGUGAAUGCAGAGGGAAGUAAGGGGAAGAGAAAGAGGGGAAAGGCUAAGGACCUUCGUUUCGAGGAACUGGACAAGAACAUCUCAGUCUCGAAGAAGCAAAGAAGGAAGCAACAUCUGAAUGAGAAGAAAAAGAAGCGCAAGGGCAAUAAGGCAGAAACUGUUCCAGACUUCCCUGGGCGUGAGAAAGUCAAAUUUGGUGAAGUUGUUCAGGCUCCACCGAAGUUGUCAUUCCCGAAGGUGAAGAGCGCUUUAGAUGCUUCCCGUGAGAUGCUAAGGAAAGAGGCUAUUGAGAAUUACAGAAAUAUUAAAGGAUGGACAUCAAGGCCUGGACUCAAGCUUCCAACACUAGCAGAGAAUACAUUCUUAUCACAAUAAAUAUUUUGUCUGUUUAUUAUAUCAUCACUUAACAAGCUUACUCUGUUUAUACAGAGAAGUUUAGAGUAUCAAUUUUGUAAUCUGUACCUUCAUGUAGGCAAUUCUGAAACAGAUAUUCCUGUCUGGAUUCCUGUCUUCUUUUGUGUAUUUGUUUUUCCAAUUGGAUCAGUGUUGUGUUCUUGCCAACAGGGUAUUAUGUGAUUAAGAAAGCAGAUACUGACUGUUUGAUCAGUGGCUUGGAUUUUGGAAAAUUGUCCAUAUUUGGUUCUA
Sorghum bicolor (sorghum) is the source of this 1099-nucleotide messenger RNA. RefSeq names its product protein FAM133. The transcript has 5 exons. The coding region runs from base 107 to 829 and encodes 240 amino acids. NCBI's taxonomy places the organism in Eukaryota, Viridiplantae, Streptophyta, Magnoliopsida, Poales, Poaceae. The record is from RefSeq and is a predicted model, not a curated record.